Molecule: messenger RNA, 866 nt
Organism: Oenanthe melanoleuca
Lineage: Eukaryota; Metazoa; Chordata; Aves; Passeriformes; Muscicapidae
Gene: CRYBB1
Product: crystallin beta B1
Exons: 5
Coding region: 1-717 (238 amino acids)
Biological process (GO): lens development in camera-type eye; visual perception
Molecular function (GO): structural constituent of eye lens
Source: RefSeq, a predicted model, not a curated record
AUGUCUGAGACCACAAAACCCGCUGCUCCCAGCCAGGCUGCGGAUGAGAAGGAGAAGGCGGCUCCUGCGCCGACUCCAUCCCUCGACCCAGCUCCUGUCGCAAACAGCAAGGGCGAGGAGCCCUCCCCAGAAGCCUUCAGGAUCGUUGUCUUUGACCAGGAGAACUUCCAGGGCAGGCAGAUGGAGUUCACUGCCGAGUGCCUGAACCUGGCUGACCGUGGCUUCGACCGGGUGCGCAGUGUCAUUGUCACCUCUGGACCCUGGGUGGCCUACGAGCAGGCCAACAUGCGUGGGGAGAUGUUCAUCCUGGAGAAGGGCGAGUACCCUCGCUGGGACACCUGGUCCAGCAGCUACCGGAGCGACUGCUUCAUGUCCAUGCGUCCCAUCAAAAUGGAGGCUGAGGACCACAAAAUCUCCCUCUACGAGUCUGCUGACUUCAAGGGCAACAAGAUGGAAAUCCAGGAGGACGACGUGCCCAGCCUCUGGGCUUAUGGCUUCUGCGACCGCGUGGGCAGCGUGCAGGUGCCCAGUGGAACUUGGGUCGGGUACCAGUACCCUGGCUACAGAGGCUACCAGUACCUCUUUGAGACCGGAGACUUCCGACACUGGAAUGAGUGGUCUGCCUUCCAGCCCCAGAUCCAGUCCAUCCGCCGCAUCCGGGACAUGCAGUGGGACCAGAAGGGCACCUUUGUCACCCCCGACGCGCCCUCCGACUGAGCGUGCCGCCUGCUAGCUACGAGUCCCGGGCCCCGUGGGGCACCCCCGCCUCCCCUCGCGCUCGCCUGCCCAGCACUUUCCUUGUACAUUGCACAUUCCCUGGAUGUACUCUACCUUGUGAGGCAAAUUAAAAAAAACCAGAAGAUUAG